Messenger RNA from Drosophila miranda, 412 nucleotides. RefSeq lists its product as uncharacterized. The transcript is spliced from 2 exons. The record is from RefSeq and is a predicted model, not a curated record. The coding region runs from base 76 to 390 and encodes 104 amino acids. NCBI's taxonomy places the organism in Eukaryota, Metazoa, Arthropoda, Insecta, Diptera, Drosophilidae.
UUCUGGCUCAACCUCGCCGGCUUCCUUGGAGGCGACUGGGAAUUCCAUGCGUCAUCGUCCUUGGACCUUUUGGGAAUGGUCCCUGUGUUCGGCUUCUGCCUGAGGUCUUGGAUCAAUUCCACGUUCUGGCGCAGAGGCGCCAUCACCUCUGUUAUGGCCCCCAUCAGCUCCAUAAAGCCGCGACGGAUCUCCUCCUGCAGCGUCUUACUCAGGGUAUCUGCCAUGCUGCCUCUCCACGUCUCCUGUGCUUGCGCUAUGGCGACAUUUACUCCUGAGAGAAUCUCGGAGGGCUGUCGUCUCCACGCCCCUCAGCGCCCUGUGUGUCACCGCCUUGCAUCUGUCCUUGGAGGUUACCUGGUGGAGGAGUCCUGCGGGUCAUUUUCUGUUUAGACCGCAAGUUGUACGCGCUCAU